AUGUAUUACUUCUUUCCUGCAAAAUCAGGAAUAUCUUCUUUUCAAUCUUCUAUUCCAUCUCCUGUAGCACGGUCGUUGUUUACGGACGUGCAGUUUGUUGGCAAACCUAGGAAGGAUAAGAGGCCAGUGGUCAUCAGGGAUGUAGAUUCUAGGUCUACAGUGAGUCCAGAUGAUACUUUGGCUGUGGUAUCAGUGGAUGAUCCCGUACAGAAGAAGAGGGGCAGACCGGUAUCCCCAAAGAAGAUGAAGCAUGUCCUGGACUCCCUGGAGGCGGUGCUUGAAGGUAGGCAGGCUUGUUUCUUGCCUCCUAAGAAAGUGAAAAUGCUGGAAUUUCCAACACACAUUUCUUCAAAAUCUUUUGGUCUGAUGGAAACUCCGGAUGGCUCAUCUGAAGUGAGAAGUGCAGAAACAUAUGACCUGCAAGUCCCCUUUCGCUCUAUUAGAGAUGCAACGAAUGACUUUUCUGAAUCAAAUAAGCUCGGACGGGGUGGAUUUGGUGUUGUUUACAGAGGUAGGCUUUGGGACGAGAUAGAUGUAGCAGUGAAAAGGCUUUCUAGAGAUUCUUCACAAGGAGAUAUAGAAUUCAAAAAUGAGGUUGAACUAGUGGCCAAACUUCACCACCGGAAUUUAGUUAGGCUCCUUGGUUUCUGCCUGGAAGGAAGCGAAAGAAUUCUUAUCUAUGAGUUUGUUCCAAACGCAAGUCUCGAUCAUUUCAUAUUUGAUCCAAUCAAGCGCGAACAGUUGGAUUGGGCUAUUCGCUACAAGAUCAUAAUAGGCAUUGGGCGGGGACUCCUUUACCUUCAUGAAGAUUCCCGUCUUAAAAUUAUCCAUCGUGAUCUAAAAGCUAGUAACAUUCUGUUAGAUUCAGAAAUGAACCCCAAAAUUGCAGAUUUCGGACUAGCAAGAUUAUUUGAUACAGAUCAAACACGAGGUGAAACUAAUCGAAUUGCGGGGACCUACGGAUAUAUGGCUCCAGAGUAUGUAAUGCGUGGACACUUUUCUGUGAAGUCCGAUGUUUACAGUUUCGGUGUGCUGGUUUUGGAGAUAAUAACCGGACAGAAAAAUAGUUCUUUUCAGCAUGAAGAAGAUGCAGAGGUUCUUCUAAGCUACGCCUGGAAUAGUUGGAGGGAGGGGACAGCCUUAAACUUAAUAGAUCCCAUGCUAAGAAGUGGUUUUUCAGGACCUGAAAUAAUGAGAUGUAUUCACAUUGCAUUGUUGUGUGUGCAACAAAGUGUAGCUGCUAGGCCAACCAUGGCUGCAGUUAACCACAUGUAUAGCAGCAACUCUCUCAGUCUCCCUGCACCCUCACAACCAGCAUUCUUUAUGCAUGGGGGCAUUGGAUCCUCAUCCAACACAUCGUCGGGAGGGGAUAACAAAUCCAGUAACUUGAUCCAAAAAUCAGCACAGGAUAUGGAUAUGAUUACGGAGCUAUAUCCUCGCUAG
Molecule: messenger RNA, 1443 nt
Organism: Rosa rugosa (rugosa rose)
Lineage: Eukaryota; Viridiplantae; Streptophyta; Magnoliopsida; Rosales; Rosaceae
Product: cysteine-rich receptor-like protein kinase 44
Exons: 7
Coding region: 1-1443 (480 amino acids)
Biological process (GO): protein phosphorylation
Molecular function (GO): ATP binding; protein kinase activity
Source: RefSeq, a predicted model, not a curated record